Exophiala spinifera is the source of this 1593-nucleotide messenger RNA. RefSeq lists its product as uncharacterized. NCBI's taxonomy places the organism in Eukaryota, Fungi, Ascomycota, Eurotiomycetes, Chaetothyriales, Herpotrichiellaceae. Gene Ontology annotation, cellular component: nucleus. Bases 1 to 1593 code for a protein of 530 amino acids. The transcript has 3 exons. The record is from RefSeq and is a predicted model, not a curated record. Gene Ontology annotation, biological process: regulation of gene expression. Gene Ontology annotation, molecular function: protein binding.
AUGACAGAUCUUGCGCCCUAUCUCGAGCGCUUAGGCCUUGAGCAAUACCUUGAUGCGUUCCUGGGUGAGGGCUUCGAUACCUGGGAGACCCUGACGGAUAUACAAGAGAGCGACUUUGAUGCGCUCAAUGUCAAGCUCGGUCAUCGGAGGAAACUUCAACGGGCCAUAGCAGACCAUCGAGGUAUCCCGUAUGAGCGCCUUAUCGGGUCACCCGCCCAGGAGCCGCUUUCGGAUGCUAGUAAGACAGCCGAAAGCGGUGCGAAUCCAGCAUCGGGCGCAGACCGAGGAUCGGGAACUGUUCACGAAGCCAAAAGGAAGUAUAGACGCCACCCGAAGCCAGAUGAGAAUGCGCCUGAACGACCCCCUUCAGCGUACGUGAUAUUCUCCAACAAAGUGCGAGACGAGGUCAAGGACCAGAAUCUGUCUUUCACCCAAAUCGCCAAGCUGGUUGGGGACCGGUGGCAGAAGCUAGAUCCCGCCCGGAAAGAGCCAUUCGAAGCCCAGGCCAACGCCGCUAAAGAGAGGUACAACAUACAACUGUCGACAUACCGCAAGACAGAUGCAUACAAAGAAUACAUGCAAUACUUGGCCGACUUCAAAAGCAAGCAUGGACAGCCCCCGGAUCCAAAAAGGCCUAAGCUGGAAGCUGAAUCUAGUGGGAGCAUCAUCUCCACCAAGUCACUAGAGCUGCAACCUGAAGCAGCGUCACAGAUGUCCGGGCACACACGAGGUGGUUCAGUCGGAUCCGUUGCGUCUUCAUCACUCACUGGGGGUGCCAUACAAUUGUCCGCUUCCAUACCAACAAUGCCGUCCCGCCCACCAUUGAUUUCGUCCCGCAGCGGUUCCCCUCCCAUUGCUGCAACUAGAGAUUACUUUCGUCCAGGGAUUUUAUCAAGUCACAGUUCCGCCUCAGAUGAAUCGUCUACUGUACGGAGUGAUUUACAAGAACCAGUAAUGCGAACGGCAGCUCUUUCUCUGGGGGGCGGCGCCCCAGUCCCACUACCGACAUCACUACAGACGGCCGCUGCAUCGCCAACAGACAACUUGGCCAGUCCCGACCAUCUUGAACGUUCUAGAAUAGCAUACUUUCUCCAACAGCAACACCCUCCAACACCCCCUUUCGGCCCUCAGGGAUCCAUGAGUGCCCCAGCUCAUCUGGCCCCGACGUUACAGGAGAUGAACUGGAGGAAGCAGCAGCGACUCUCGGAUCCUAGGGCAGCGUAUCAGGAGAUGCCGAGAGCACUACAUGCUUCCCUUCCCUAUAAUCCCGCGACGCACCAAUACCAGUCUCCAUCCCGAUUACCAAUGGUGUCUUCGGACCGGGCUCCAGACUUUUCGCAAGGCGCAAGCAUGCGGACGCUACCACCACCGCGACCACCGUCCACAACCAGCCAAGCCUUGCCACCAAUAGGCUCCCCUUCGCUGGGCGAAGAGCCACCGCAUUUCCGUCGACCUGUGUUAGAAGAGGCACGACCCCGUCUAGACCGAUCAGAGAGCGAUGCCGCCAGCACCCUGGCCGGACUUGCAGCAGGAGUUUCCAGGCCGGAUACUGUGAGACCCAUCAGGCCUCCCCCUCCCCAUACAGCGCCCUAA